Adineta steineri is the source of this 438-nucleotide messenger RNA. The record is from the annotation of a GenBank genome assembly. NCBI's taxonomy places the organism in Eukaryota, Metazoa, Rotifera, Eurotatoria, Adinetida, Adinetidae.
AUGUUCAAAAAAUUUUGUUUAAUACAUUUAACAGAACAUCAACAAAUAUUAAAUGAAGAAUUAAAUCAUAUUAUUAACGAUUAUGAUCAAUUUAGACAAAGAAUUAAUGAACAAAAACAAAAUCCACAAGAUCAUUCAUUAAUAAAACAAAUCAAUCAAUGGGAAAGAAAUUCAAUUGAAAUAAUUCAACAAAAAGCAAAAGAUUAUAGAGAAAUUGUCAUUAAAUCUUUAGAAACAUUUAUUUAUAAUAUUGAAAUGAAAUUUAAUGAUUUAUCUGAACAAAUAAAACAAAUUCAUGAAGAAAAUGAAUUUAAUGGAAUUAACUUAAAUUAUUUAAGAAAUCAAUUAAUAGAAAUUACAAAAGAACUAAAUAAUCCAUCAUAUAUUUCUAUUCAACAAGAUUCAAAAGCAUUUAUUAAUGAAAUUUUGAUUUUGUAA